AUGGUGGCGCUGCCGGCGUUCAAGUUCGUCUUCCUGGCCAUCCGCCAGGUGACGCGUCCUGUCGCGAAGCAGAUUGUCUCACGUGCGAACACGAAGCGCGCCCUGACGUAUUGUGUGUGCAUGGGUCUGGGCCGCGUCUCGCUCGGUCUCUCCGGCGUCAUCGCAGAGUGGACACGGGCUGAGGAGCAGAAGCAAAGGGAGGCGAGGCUCAAGACGGCACAGGCUACGGGUGCGGGGGCAGUACAGAGCGCAGCGCAGGCGGCCAUGGAUGUGGUGGGCAAGACAUCGACAGCAAGCGGCAGCGAGCCGCCCAACACAGUAGGAUCAAGUAGCGGCACCGACACAGCAAUGAGCUCCGCGGCGAAGGCGCAGGCGGGCAAAGCCGUAGAGUCAAGCAUAGCCACAACGGCGAAGUCCGCUGCCACGCCGGCAACCGUCACACCUCGGUCGCGAUCGCUGCUGCAGAGCGUCGUCUACGGUCCGCAACCGAAGGGCGGGACGGUGGACACACGCGACAGCACCGUCUUUCUCGAUCUCUCGCGCACCGUCGGCGAGGUGGCCCGUGUCUUUAUCCGCAACCCGUCUCGCAGUGCUUGGGAUGUGUUCCGCCAAACGUUUCUCGCUCCUUUCCCGGAGGAUCGACUCGUUGCAGCGGGCGCUGACCUUCUCAUCGAGCUGGUGGCCUACACAGUGCUGUGCACAUUGCUCGUAGUGGAACUUUACCAGCAGUCCCGCACAUCGGCAGCAAAAGAGGCCCACUUGCAGGCCCGCCUGGAGGCAAUCGAAUCCAAGGUGAACGAGCUGGUGGAGUGCAGCAACAGGGCAGCCUCCUCGCCGCCGGUGCAGGAACUGCCUCCAGUGCGGGAACUGCGCGUGACAGGGCGGCGCAGUACCCUCUGGGGUGCUGUCACAGGCGGCGUCGGCUUUGUUGGUGAUUCCGUGAGCAGACACACCGACGGCCGCAGAAAGAGCAGCACCAGUAGCAGCCUCGCAACCGAAGAGCUUGAGCGACUGGCGCAGAGCGGCAAGGUUGUCGUUCCACAGCGCACGAACGGCUCCAACGUGGCGUAUGCCCCGCCGCGGGACCCCGCGGUGAAGGUGAGCAAGCACGAUGAGACGAUUUUCGUGCAAGAGGAGCUGGAUCAGGUCAUGGGCAAUGUCGUCCUGAUGGAGAAGCGGGCAUAG
This is a messenger RNA of Leishmania major strain Friedlin, 1185 nucleotides long. RefSeq lists its product as hypothetical. NCBI's taxonomy places the organism in Eukaryota, Euglenozoa, Kinetoplastea, Trypanosomatida, Trypanosomatidae. The transcript has a single exon. Bases 1 to 1185 code for a protein of 394 amino acids. Gene Ontology annotation, cellular component: mitochondrion. Gene Ontology annotation, biological process: regulation of lipid metabolic process. The record is from RefSeq and is a predicted model, not a curated record.